AAACAGAGAUAAAUCCAAGAAAAUGACGCUGAAAGUGUACGCAGAUCGCAUGUCCCAGCCUUCGCGCGCAGUCAUCAUCUUCUGCAAAUUAAAUGGGAUAGAUUUUGAAGAAGUGAAAAUCGACCUUUCCAAGCGCCGCCAACUGACUCCUGAAUUUCGAGAUGUAAAUCCCAUGGCAAAAGUGCCUGCAAUUGUGGAUGGAAGGUUCAAGCUUUUUGAGAGCCACGCAAUUCUAAUAUACUUGGCCUGUGUGUUCCCUGGAGUUGCUGAUCAUUGGUAUCCUGCUGACGUUUUCAAAAGAGCAAAAGUCCACUCUGUGUUGGAUUGGCACCACUUGAACUUACGGCUCGGUGCCGCUUCUUAUGUACUCAAUUCGACUCUUGCCCCUGCGCUCGGACUCCCUUUGAAUCCACAAAAAGCAGAUGAAAGUGAAAAACUCCUCUCAGCUUCUCUUAUGAAGAUUGAAUCGGUAUGGCUUAGAGGAAAUGGACGUUUCUUGCUAGGAAGUUCACAACUAUCCAUAGCAGAUCUUAUUUUGGUGUGUGAGAUCAUGCAGCUUGAGGUUGUGGAUGAGAAGGAUCGAGAAAGAAUAUUGGGUCCCCACAUGAGAGUUUUGAAAUGGAUUGACGAUACAAAGAAUGCAAGCCAGCCUCACUUUGAUGAAGUACAUUCGGUCCUUUUCAAACUCAAAGAGAAACUCAAGAAAAUGAGAUCUCAAGGAGGAAUCGGUCAGGCAGAGUCGAAAAUGACAAUUGCGCCACACUCUAAGAUGUGA
Messenger RNA from Striga hermonthica, 775 nucleotides. The record is from the annotation of a GenBank genome assembly. NCBI's taxonomy places the organism in Eukaryota, Viridiplantae, Streptophyta, Magnoliopsida, Lamiales, Orobanchaceae.